UAGUAGAAUUAUUGUACCUAUAAAAAUAUGAUGCACAAGUCUGAUAUUGUAGUAUGGAUAAUUACGUGCAUAUUUUUAACGAUCAUAUUCGCCCGCCAUUUUUGGCAAACUCACAAUAAUUCGUGCAUAACUGCACACGAUUACUACACAAAUCUCGAUAAGAAUCCGAAGUGUUACUAUAACCCAGACAUUGACUUGACCGUUCCUGAAAUUAUCCGUCGAUAUGGCUACGAAGUGGAGACGCUCGAGGUGGCAACAGAAGAUCACUAUAUCCUCAAAGCCUACAGAAUUCUCUCCAAGAAAAGUGAUGGAUUUACACCACCUCAACCCGUAUAUCUUCAGCAUGGAUUAUUUCAAAACAGCAAAGCUUUCCUGAUGCAAGGAAAUAAAUCUUUACCGUUCAUGCUGGCAGACGCCGGGUACGAUGUUUGGUUAGGAAAUCUUAGAGGAACCCUAUAUUCAAGACACACCUACUUAUCCAAGCUAGACAACAAAUUUUGGGAUUAUUCCUUAGAUGAAUACGCUUACAGUGACGUCCUCUCUCUAAUAGACCUGGUUUACGAACAAACUCAGCGCAAAAUUAUCUACAUUGGAUACUCUGUUGGUGCGACGAUUGCAUACGCGUACAGUGCCCGUUUUCCCAAUGUAGCGCAGGCCAAAAUGCAGAUACUAGUGGCUUUGGGCCCCACCGUACACCCGAAAGAACUAAAAUCUGCCAGUAGACACAUUUUAUCUAAUUGGAACUACAUCUUGCCUGUGGUCAAGUUUUGGUCGAAAGGGAGCGUGGAUGUCAAGAAAUUUGGGUACUUCGAUUGGUCUUCCGUGUGCUUUCCGUUUCCAUUUCAAAUGAGACUUUGUGAGGUUGCAACUCAACUGACCCACGAUUUUAGUUUAGACAAGAUUGAUCCGGAAUUCUGGCCGUUAAUAUUGGUGAAUAGUUUUGAUGUGGUGUCUAUAAAAGUGGUUACACAUUUAUCACAAAUUCUUGCCAGUGGUGAAUUCCGUUCAUUCCGUUCUAGCGAUGAGGAAAAUCAAAGCAAGUACAGCAACAUUGGUGUCGAUCUGAGCAAUGCAAGAAUUCCCACUUACAUUCUUCGUGCGGAAAAUGAUGCGAUUAGUACAAAAAAAAACGUCGAGUUUCUACACAGCAACUUACCUGUGGAGGCGACCAAACAUGCAGUGUACGUAAUAAAGGAUGGCAACUUUACACACGGAGAUUUGUUAUGGCAUAAGGACGUAAACACCCAUGUAAAUGUUCCUAUUAUUAAGUUUAUUGAUGAAUUCCUGGUAAAUGUAAGAGAUCAAGAGUAGAUAUAGUUCUUUGUACAUAAUUAUUUAUAAUUUUAUAAAACUUUUUUUAAAUAUU
This is a messenger RNA of Photinus pyralis (common eastern firefly), 1366 nucleotides long. RefSeq names its product lipase member J-like. Gene Ontology annotation, molecular function: hydrolase activity, acting on ester bonds. Gene Ontology annotation, biological process: lipid metabolic process. The coding region runs from base 28 to 1311 and encodes 427 amino acids. The transcript has 5 exons. Lineage: Eukaryota; Metazoa; Arthropoda; Insecta; Coleoptera; Lampyridae. The record is from RefSeq and is a predicted model, not a curated record.